AUGGGGAAACAACCUUAAAAAUAAUCAAAUGGAUAAUAAAAGAAACCUUCUACUAAUAAAUAAAGAGGAAGACCUCCUAAAUAUAAAUCACCUCAACCUUCAAUCGACCAAAAACAAUAAAACAAUAAUUAAAAAUAAUACUGGUUUACAGAUAAUGAAACAAGAGAAAUCGUUCGAAUACUAGCAAGCAAAUGUCAAAUUUUAUUUAAGUGUCUCAGCGGGUAAUCUGCAAAUAAACUAAAGAAUUCUUUCUGGCCUGAAAACUAAUAAGAAGUUACUUUUAAUAACUUCAAACUUAAACGAUAAACAUUUAUAGAAGAGGCUACUGAGCUCUAAACUAAAUUAUUAAAAAAACUUGAAAACCAUUUAUCAAUAAAAUUGAUUGGGGAUAAGCAGCAGAUGAAUUAUUUUAUUUUCGGAGACAAUACUUCUGAUGAAGCUACUUUUGAUUAAGAAAACUCAAACUCGAAAAUGAUGUUGUUAAAUCCCAUCAUACAUCAAGAUUUCUAGAGAACAUUGAAGAACCUCCUAGAAUUAACAGAUUAAUCAAAGUGUUCUAGCCAAGACAUAUCUGUUGAAGAUGAUUUACAUGAUAUUAAAAGACAAAAACAUUUUGAUUUACAUGAGAAUUUUAGUCAAGACUUCUCUGGUGAAGAUAAUCUAAACUUUAACAAUAAACAUAAGCAGUUAGAUCAACCUGAGAGUACUAUUCAAGACUUAUCUGCUGAAGAUGACUUAUAUGACAUUAAUAAGCAUAAGCAUUUCGUAAGUUGGGCAUUCGUACUUGCUUGGGGAUAAGAGUUUAGAGAACAUUUAACCAAAUUAUAGAAUGAAAGUUAAACUAAUAUGCCUGAAGACGAAUCACCUUCGAAUAAAUAAGGCAGACCAGAAAAUUUGAUUCAAAAAUCAAAUGAAAUAAUGUCAAGAAAAAAAGAAGAACUUAGUUGUCAUAGUAUUGAUCAAUUGAUUGAAAACUAUCAAGAUAAAUACAAAAAAGAAAUAGAUGAUUUAAAAAAUUUAUUAAAAGAAAGAUUCACAAGUUUAAAGUAAUGA
This is a messenger RNA of Paramecium tetraurelia, 1053 nucleotides long. RefSeq lists its product as uncharacterized. NCBI's taxonomy places the organism in Eukaryota, Ciliophora, Oligohymenophorea, Peniculida, Parameciidae. The transcript has 3 exons. The record is from RefSeq and is a predicted model, not a curated record.